UGCUCCUGAAAUCGAACCCCGUCAAUUCCACCAUACUUUGCCCAGCGCUCGCUGCAAGCCACCCGGAUCGCAGACGCGUCCCAAACCACGACCACACGCAUUUCGCCGCAUUUAUCGUUACGCAUGGGUCCAUAGGGCGGUUGGAAACGCUCAGCGCCGUGCAACCUCCAAUCCGGGGAGCUGAAGAAGAGAAGUCCUUUGGGCUCCAAUCGGACGCUUUCGCGACAUGCACUUGUGCUGAGCCCAACCACAUACAUAUAUAUAAGCACAACGCUCUAGUUGCGCCUUCUCGACACACACGAUGGACAGCGCGACGAUGACUAUUGGGGCCCCGGCAGGAGGGCCUCCGGGGCGGCCUGGGAGUCCAUUUAGUUCGUCAGGGAGAUUGUCUUUUCCUGAUGUGCAGUCCGUCGUGAUGCCUACGGGAAAGGCGUUAGUGGAAGGGUACAGGAAAGACAUUCUCAAUGGCUUCGAGCAGGAGAAACCGACAUAUAAUCCUUUGAGCGAGAAUCGGCCGCAGAGAUCCGCCCACGUUGAUCUGAAAGACCCGAUCCAGGUACAUUUGCUGACGGAAACAGCCCUCUCCGACAGCAAGGCCUACGAGAUAUUGUCGCAAGAAGAGGUGGACGACUUGAAGAAACAAAUUCAGUCACUGUCGAUGCGCAUCGAGCAGGCCCGCGCGAACCUCGCAAUCCAGACCAAAUACCGCGAUGCUGCGAUAUCCAUGGCGAGGCUCUACAUGCCAUCCAAGGCUGAGGGCAAAAGGAAGAGCUUGUUGGGUAACCGCAUGAGCGACUCUGCCAAGGAGGCGGAGAUGGAAAGGUUGGCGAGCGAGCGCCGCUGCGAGGAGCUUGCCGCGGAGCUGUUCUCGCUAGAGAAGCGUCUGAUGGAACCGCAAAGGCGGCUGCUCCAGCACACGGCUGGCAUCUUGCAAAUGACACACCGCGCGUCUGCUAAGAAGUCCGGCCAGGUGCCUGUCGGGCCUAUGAUGAACGGCAUUCCCGGCAGUCCGGAGAGCCUCUACACCUACACCAACACCCGCAACAGCAUGGAGAUCCCCCAAGAUGACCUCAGCUUUGACAGGGGUCUCUACCUCCCUCUUGAGCAGGCCGACGGCCCGCCAGCGCUUCCCCGGAAGAACCCUAUCGAGAUACCCCUAAAAUCACCUAUCCGCGAGCAGAACGCUCAGCUGAGAGAACUGCGUGAGGAGGUGGAGAAACUGAGAGAGGAGAACGAGCGGAUUCUGGAGGAAAACAUGCAGCUGAAGACGGCAGAACAGCAGCUGCGCGAGGACCAGGCAUUCGCCAGGGAUGAGAUCUCACGGCUCCAAUCGAGGGAGCAGCAGCUCGUGGAAGAGCACGCCAGGGCCGUAGAGGAAGCCUCACGAAUGAAGGAGGAGACCAACCGUUUCCAGGACGCUGACUCUAGGCUCAAGGCCCUCGAGAAUCAGAUGACCGUGGAGAUCGACGCUCUCCGGGCGCAGACCGCCGGCCAGCUUCAAGCCGCCUCAGACGCUGAGGCGAAACUUGAAGCCUUGAACCACAAGCUCCGGGAUGUGAUUGUGGCUUUCAACCCCACCAAGAACGAAGGAUUUGAUAGUCCCGAUCGCGCCACUGGUUCCGGUGCGUCGCUCACCGGCCAGCUAGAGUACAUGGAGAAAGCCCUGGCCGCUGCUGCGGAAGAGCAGAAACUGCUCGCAGCUGAAGUAUCGGCAUCAUCCGCCGAGACUGCUGCGAUCACGUCCUCUCUUAGUCACUUAGAGGCGUCGCUCGGCCACGCCAGCACGCGGUCUCAGGCUUUGAUACGUCAGGUGUUGGACAUGCUGCAGCAAUCAAAUCUCGAUCUGCCGCCGCCCCCUGAAGGCAGCUUGGACGAUCAACUCGGCUAUCUCGAGCAAGCACUCGAGUCCCUCGGCUCGGAGCUAUCCCGGGCACUCGAGGCGUCGUCGUCUGCUUCCGCUAGGAAGCAGGACAUCGACCAGGUCGACGCAGUUCUCAGGGGUUUGUGGGAGAUUAUCCAGUCGGGCUUUGCUGAGAUCGAGCAACAAAAGACAGCCCGCCGGCAAAACCGGGCCCUCGGCCAGAACGGCGGGGAUGAUGACGAGGAACUGUCGAGCACCGAGUUCGAGAGCGACAUCAACGAGCCAUACUCUUUGCAAGCCUUCUCAGCUAAGGUCCAGUGGCUGUAUGCGCAGGUAACCGGUCUCCGGGAGCAAAAGUAUAUCCUCCAGCGCCAGAUCAAGCAGCAGCGCGAGCUCAACAACCGCAGCGAGACCGAGAAAGACCUCGAACUAAAGGCAAAAUCCGAGGAGCUCGAACGUACUCAGCAUCUCCUCGACCAAGCCGAGCGCGCCGCCGCCGACGCGCAAUCUCAGCUCGAGCAAGUGCUCGCCGACAUGGACACGCUCCAGAAGACCACCGCCGCCAACGAAGCCGCCUUGGCCGCCUCAACGAAGACCGCCCAGGACCAGCUCCAAGCCCGCACCGCGCGCAUUGCCGCCCUCGAGGCCGACGUGCGCGAAGCCGAAUCCCGCCUUGCCACCGCCGAGGCCUCCGUGGCCGCCACCCAAUCCCAGCUGGCCGAAUCCAACACCGCCCGCGCCGCCGCCGAAGCCGAACUAAGCUCGCUCAGAGCCCAACUGACAAACGCCGCUGCUGCCGCGGACUCCGCCGCUGCGGAAGUCUCCAAGCUUCAACAGGAGUUGCAAUCCAAGGAUGCCGAGCUCGAUCGCAUGAACAUGAUGGUGGUCGAGCUCAAAACGGAAGUCACCGUCGCCAAGGCCGAGCUCGACGGGGCGUACGGCUCGCGCAAACAGCGCGCCGCCGAGGCCGCCGCGCUUUCCAACUCUUCGCAGUCCGAGGAGCUCAACAAUACUAUUACUCGCCUGCGCGCCGAGCUGGAGAAUGCGCUGCGCGAUCUCGAGGAGGUGACGCGCGACUCGAUCGCGGCCGAGAAGGAGCGCUUGGAGAUCGAGGCUCGGCUGGAUCAGGUGCUCGCGCACAAGGAGGAUUUGGAGGCGGAGGUGAGCAGGCUAGGCCAGAGGCUCAUGCGCGUGCAGGAGGAGCUCGACCAGGAGCGUUUGAAGGCCGUCCCCAGCCCCGGGAGGGCCGGGAUGGGCGCGAGUGAGUUGAGCAAGCAGUUCAGGGGCGUGAUGAAGGAGGAGAGGCGGAAGUUCCAGGAAGAGAUCAGGGUAAGCUCUGCUGUUUUCUUCUUUUUGCUGUGCUGCCUGCGUUGGUGAGGGGGGG
This is a messenger RNA of Thermothelomyces thermophilus ATCC 42464, 3245 nucleotides long. RefSeq lists its product as uncharacterized. The transcript has 2 exons. The record is from RefSeq and is a predicted model, not a curated record. Bases 302 to 3238 code for a protein of 978 amino acids. NCBI's taxonomy places the organism in Eukaryota, Fungi, Ascomycota, Sordariomycetes, Sordariales, Chaetomiaceae.